ACGAGGUAGAAUAAUGAAAGAAGACAACACCACACACUGGUCCUAUAAUUUAUGCGAUAGAGGACAUUAGGAACAGACUAACAACUUGUUGAGCGUGAUUAACACCCGCUGCUAUUAUCUAUACCGAUAAUCUAACGGACUUCAGCCUUAAAAGUGAGCGAUGGCAGUUGAAAAGUUUGUGUCAAAGACACUCGAGCUGCUACAGGAGGAGAGAGAGGCGGAAAUAGAGGAGACCAGGAUAUGGCAGGAGAACAUCUCUCUCAAGGAUCUUCAAAAUAAAGGAGUUUGCCUGCUGAAAUUGCAGGUCGGGAGUCAGUCCACGGGCCUGUACGGUCGCACGGUAAUCAUCCUCGAGCCGAGGAAGCAUCUUGGUUUCUCCUCUCUGCCGAGCAACAGCUUUGGACCCGGGGACAUAGUGGGCUUGUAUGACACCGGUGGGUGCACCCCCGCCUCACAGGUGGGCACAGGAAUAGUGACGAGGGUCAGCCAGGCGUCCAUCAGCGUGGCCUUCGACGACUCAAAGGACGGCCUCAGGUUUGAUACGGAUGCGCUUCACAACCUCUUAAAGUUGGCAAAUGACGUCACCUACAAACGGAUGAAGAAUGCCUUGAACACACUGAACGGAUACAGCCAUGGACCAGCUGCCAAUCUGAUAAACGUUCUUUUUGGAGACACAAAACCGUCUCAUCAAUCACAGACAAAUGAGGUUAAAUUCUUUAACUCCAACCUGGAUGACUCUCAGAGAGAAGCCGUGUCCUUUACGCUGUCUCAGAGAGAAGUGGCUGUGAUUCAUGGACCACCGGGCACUGGGAAAACCACCACAGUGGUGGAGAUCAUCCUGCAAGCAGUGAAACAAGGCCAAAAGGUCCUCUGCUGCGCGCCCUCCAACGUGGCCGUGGAUAAUUUAGUGGAGCGGUUAGCCCGGUGCAAAGCAAAGGUCCUCAGGCUGGGUCACCCUGCCCGACUUCUGGAGUCCAUACAGAAACAUUCGCUGGACGCCAUCCUCGCGCAGAGCGACAACGCCGGCAUCAUCGCUGAUAUCCGUAAAGACAUCGAUAAAGCAUUUAUUGGAAUGAAGAAAAUGCGUGAAAAAGGCGAGCGGGUGAACUUCAAAAGAGAAAUAGGGGAGCUUCGAAAAGAGCUGAAGUCGAGGGAAGCGACCGCCAUGGCACAGAUCCUGAAACGUGCGGAUGUCGUGUUAUCGACCAACACGGGUGCGUCCAGAGACGGCCCCCUGAAGCUCCUGCCGGAGGAGCAUUUUGAUUGGGUGGUGAUCGACGAGUGCGCUCAGGCGCUGGAGAGCAGCUGUUGGAUCGGCCUGCUCCGAGCACGCAAGUGUGUCCUGGCUGGAGACUACAAGCAGUUACCACCUACCAUCAAAUCGCAAAAGGCUGCAUCAAACGGGCUGUCUCUCAGCCUCAUGGAGAGGCUCAUCCAGAUGUACGGCGACUCUGUGGUCCGUAUGCUGACCGUUCAGUACCGCAUGAACAGUGCCAUCAUGAGUUGGGCCUCCAAAGAGAUGUACCAGGGAAGACUAACGGCUCACAGCUCUGUGGAGAGACACUUGCUGAAAGAUUUACCAGGAGUCUCCUGCGUCGAAGAGACCAGCACGCCGCUUCUUCUUAUUGACACUGCAGGCUGCGGUCUGAGUGAGAUGGAGGUCACAGAUGAGCAGUCCAAAGGCAAUCCGGGUGAGGUAGACAUUGUUGAACUGCACAUAAAGGCCUUGACUGGAGCCGGAGUUAAAGCCAAAGACAUCGCUGUUAUUGCUCCGUACAAUCUACAGGUCGAUCUUCUGCGUCAGAAACUUUCCGCGAGGCAUCCGGAGCUGGAGAUCAAGUCUGUGGAUGGAUUCCAGGGCCGAGAGAAGGAGGCUGUGGUGCUGUCGUUGGUUCGGUCCAACAGGAAAGGGGAAGUUGGAUUUCUCGCGGAGGACAGAAGGAUCAAUGUGGCCGUCACGCGCGCCAGACGUCACGUGGCUGUUGUGUGCGACAGCCAGACCGUGCAGAGUCACGCUUUCCUCAAGUCCCUCGUCGUUCAUAUGACCCAGUGUGGCGAGGUGAGAACGGCAUUUGAGUACAUCCAAGACGUCGUGCCGCAGAACUACACCCGUGACCACAAAGACACGAAGGCCAACGCAUCUGCCGCCGCCAAAGCGAAGCUUAGGGAUCAGCCUCCGAGCCGGCCGAAGCCGCGACAAAAGAAGUCCCCGGGUAGCUGCGCUAAUGGGAAUGCCGCCGAUGCAGAGAAGCCCACAAAGUCCUCCGCCACAGCGCUGACGGAGGAAGAGCAGCAGCAGCAGCAGCAGCAGAACAACCGAUGCGCUGAGAUCAGAGCGCAGGUGGAGGGCUUUCUGAAGGACUCCAGUCGGAAGGAACUACAGUUCCCAUCAUCGUUUAACUCUCACGACCGCCUGCUGGUGCACCAGAUCGCUGAGGAGCUGGGCCUCGUGCACGAGAGUAAAGGUGAAGGUAAACAGAGGUGUGUCUCUGUCUGCAGGCCUCCGGUAUCGGCCCCGGCCGAGAGGCCACCGCGAGGAGGAGGAGGAGGAGGAGGAGGAGGAGGAGGAGGAGGAGGAGGAGGAGAAGAAGUAGAAGUAAGAAAAGAUGACGACGCUCCGGAAGAAACCAUUCCCAAUCCCCAAAGAGAACCGCUGUGUCAACCUCCAUUGGACCUGAAGCGUUUACAUUUGGAGCGGAUGGAGAGGGAGCAGCAGAAGAGAGACCGACACGCUCAACAAAAAAAGCAACCGAUCAACUUGCCGCCGGCUCCGGCCCAGUCGUCGAAGAAGCCCAAGUCCGCUAAAGGAAAGACCCGAGUGAAGACGGGCGCAUGCGGCAUCGCCGCGGCCGCCGCUCCGGACGACGACUUUGACGCACUCAUCGACGCCGUCAUAAAGGCUGAGAGCGUGUGCAGCUUCGUCAGGUGUAAAGCUUCUGUGCGGACGCUCGGACAGCUUUGCCUGUUCUGCAACAGGCAGUAUUGUCUCAGUCAUCACAUACCAGAGGUUCACGGCUGUGGGGAUGAAGCAAAGUCUCAUGCUCGGAUGAGAAUAAGCAAAGAAGGCGUUCUGUACGCAGGGAGUGGGAAGAAAGACAAAUCCAUGGACCCCAAUAAAAAGGCCUAUCUGCAAAGGAAGCUGGACUCUAAAUUAAAAGAUAUGUCAUCGCAGAGGAGACCGAAAAACAAAGAAAAUGACAGUUAGAUGACAAAUGAGCUCUGUAAAUUAACUGGAGUUUGCAUUCAAAUGUUUGAACUCUUAUUUAAUCAAAGAUAGUUAUUCAACUAAAAUGUACAGCGGUCCAGUUCGUGACCUCUGCAGUAAGGAUUUAUACAAUUUGCUGCUAAAUUUCCUGAAAUGUUGAAAUGAAAUUGUUGCUGUCGUACGGACUAAACAAAGUCGUCUUCAGCUCUA
This is a messenger RNA of Gasterosteus aculeatus aculeatus (three-spined stickleback), 3415 nucleotides long. It is a transcript of the gene ighmbp2, whose product is annotated as immunoglobulin mu DNA binding protein 2. The record is from RefSeq and is a predicted model, not a curated record. Gene Ontology annotation, molecular function: DNA binding; ATP hydrolysis activity; ATP binding. Gene Ontology annotation, cellular component: nucleus; cytoplasm. Lineage: Eukaryota; Metazoa; Chordata; Actinopteri; Perciformes; Gasterosteidae.